Quercus lobata is the source of this 1913-nucleotide messenger RNA. RefSeq names its product Eukaryotic aspartyl protease family protein. Gene Ontology annotation, molecular function: aspartic-type endopeptidase activity. The transcript has a single exon. The record is from RefSeq and is a predicted model, not a curated record. The coding region runs from base 173 to 1636 and encodes 487 amino acids. NCBI's taxonomy places the organism in Eukaryota, Viridiplantae, Streptophyta, Magnoliopsida, Fagales, Fagaceae. Gene Ontology annotation, biological process: proteolysis.
AGAUUCGUAGAAGGGCCUGUGCUUUCCUGGAAGUGUUCCUACAGCACUGGUAGCACAAAGUCACACCGCGCUCUAUUUCUCUUUCUCUUUCAUAUUUACUUUUUAGUUUUUAUUUAUACACUUCUAUCUCUCUCUUUGCACUCUCAUUCUCAGUCUCUGCCAGGACUCCAGUAUGGAAUCCAAAUCAAGAAAUGUCCUCCUCUUUACCUUCACCACCGCCCUUUUCUUCUCUCUCUCCACUUCUUCCUCAGCCUCACUUCAAACCCAAACCCAAACCCUACUCCUCAACCCUCUCACUGCUCCACAAACCACCCUCUCAUGGCUCGAACCCGAAUCUGAAUCUCUCUCCUCCUCCACCACCACCGAAGCCGACCCAGAUUCCAACUCCACCGCCACUCUCCAACUCCACCACAUAGACUCCCUCUCUUCCAACAAAACCCCAGACCAACUCUUCCACCUCAAGCUCCAACGCGACGCGCUGCGAGUGGACUCCCUUCUCUCCCUCGCAGCCGCCAAGCGCGGCGGCGGCCACGGAGGUCUGGGCCUAGGGUUCAGCAGCUCGAUCAUCUCCGGUCUAGCCUCAGGCAGCGGCGAGUACUUCACACGCAUCGGCGUAGGAACCCCACCUAAAUACGCCUACAUGGUCCUGGACACAGGAAGCGACGUGGUCUGGAUCCAAUGCUCUCCUUGCAAAAAAUGCUACUCCCAAAGCGACCCCGUUUUCAACCCAAAAAAAUCGAGAUCUUUCAACGGGAUCGCCUGCACGUCACCCUUGUGUCGUAAGCUAGACUCUCCUGGCUGUAACCAACAACGCCAGGCCUGUCUCUACCAAGUCUCUUACGGUGACGGAUCUAUCACACAAGGUGAUUUCUCCACCGAAACUCUCACCUUCCGUGGCACCAAAGUCCCACGUGUCGCCCUCGGUUGCGGCCACGAUAACGAGGGUUUGUUCGUCGGUGCAGCUGGUUUGUUGGGUUUAGGUCGGGGGAGGUUAUCGUUUCCCACCCAAGCCGGUCGCCGGUUCAACCGGAAAUUCUCCUACUGUCUGGUAGACCGAUCUGCCUCCACUUCCUCUAAGCCUUCUUCAAUUGUUUUCGGAGACGCCGCUGUUUCUCGAACCGCCAAGUUCACUCCCUUGUUGGUCAACCGAAAGCUCGACACCUUUUACUACUUGGAGAUGCUGGGGAUCAGUGUCGGAGGGAGACGUGUACGUGGGGUCACGCCCUCGUUGUUCAAGCUCGACGCAGCUGGGAACGGUGGGGUUAUCAUCGAUUCGGGUACUUCCGUGACCCGUUUGACCAGACCCGCUUAUUUGGCAUUCAGGGACGCUUUCAGGGCCGGAGCUCCGAAUCUGAAACGGGCACCCGAGUUCUCUCUCUUCGACACCUGCUUUGACCUGUCAGGGAAAACUGAGGUGAAGGUACCCACAGUGGUGUUGCAUUUUCGAGGUGCUGACGUGUCAUUGCCGGCCACGAAUUAUUUGAUCCCGGUGGAUAGUAGUGGGACUUUUUGCUUUGCGUUUGCUGCUACGCUCAGUGGCUUGUCAAUUAUUGGGAAUAUCCAGCAACAGGGUUUCCGGGUUGUUUAUGAUUUGGCGGGUUCUCGGGUCGGAUUUGCUCCACGAGGCUGCGCUUGAUGGUCUACCUGGGAGUGGGUGUUGGAAAAAGGAAAAAGUAAGCAAAAAAGCAAAAGCUUUUUCUGCUUUUUUUUCUUUUUCUUUUUCGUUUUUUUUUUUAAUUGUUUUGUUUUGUUAAUUAGUUGGAAAUGGGGAAAUGUUUCUUAUUUUCUUUUAUCCGAGGAAAAAAUAGUAAGGUUGACGCGGUGUUUGUUUGUUGUAAUAUGGUCAUUUUAUUACUCUAAGUCUACUUGGGUAAAAUACUAUAUGAUCAUUAUAGAUUAGUUCCUUUAUUUAA